Trachymyrmex cornetzi is the source of this 3179-nucleotide messenger RNA. Its product is annotated as coiled-coil domain-containing protein 170. The coding region runs from base 75 to 2429 and encodes 784 amino acids. NCBI's taxonomy places the organism in Eukaryota, Metazoa, Arthropoda, Insecta, Hymenoptera, Formicidae. The transcript is spliced from 15 exons. The record is from RefSeq and is a predicted model, not a curated record.
UUUCUCCGCUUGCAGAAUUCACGCGGAGGCACGCCGAGCACGCGGUUCGCCAGACGUUCUGGGACGGAAGCGGGAUGGCGUCCGACGACAUCGAGACGCAGGAAACACGAGAGACGGAGGAGACGGCCGAGGAGGACCUGAGGAUCUUCGAGACGCUCCGUAUCUCCUCGCCUCGGAAGGUGGACCCAGAUGACGCUAUGACUCACGAUUUAACGACUACUUUGAGGAGCGAGCUGGCGGCUCUUGAAUAUAAACGGGAUAGGCUUAUGUCUGAGUUACAGGAAAUGAAAAGCACCGUGAGAUCGCGGGACCAGCGGGUUGUGGAGUUACAAGUAGAGGCGGAUCAGCUUCGCGAGCAAGCAGCCAGGCAGAAUGCCGUCAUCUCCAGUCUCAAGAAACGCAUUCAGGAGUUGGAAGAGAGGGAAAGAAACCUCUAUGCGUCCCAGGGCAGAAAUGAGAUCACGAUACAGGGUCUGCAACGUGACGUGAAGUACCACGAGGAAAAGGUCCGAGAGUAUGACAAAAAAAUUCGACAAUUGGAGCACAAUAUAUCCGAGGAAAUUCAAUUGAAGGAACGGGCACGUCUAAAUCUGCAGGAUUUCGUGCGGAGAUUGGCACAUGCAUUGAACGUUGAGUACUGCGACACGGUGCAUCACAGUCCGGAGAUGGUGAUUCAUAAAGCCGAAGAACUCGUGCAAGAAGUGAAUCGUUUGAGAACAAAGAGCACAAACGUCGAGACGCAGUUGACGGGCGUCGAAGUAGAUUUUAGAACCUGUAGGGACGCUCUUGAUCGCUCCACUACGGAAAAGGAGCAAUUACAGAGACAAGUGUCAGUUCAGUUAGUCGACAUAGAUCGUUUGCGCCAGGAAAAGGAAUGUCUGGAAAUGCAAUAUAGGGUCGCUGAGAAGGACAUGAAUGAUUUGAGAGACAAGCUGGUCAAUGCGAAUAGGAGCUUAACCAGCGCGACGGGGAAUAUAUCCAAUCAAGAGGCGUUGAUCUGUCAAUUACGAGAGGAUCUGAAAGUCCGCGAAGAGAAGACGCAACGUGUACAAAAUGAAUUCCGUCAUCUUCUAGAGUCGGUUGCGAUUCUUAUCAGUACACCAAAUCGAUUCGUCGAGUCUCACGAAAAUGCGAUCAAAGAUCGCAUUCGAGAAAUUCUAGCUGACAAUAAGGAUCAGUUACUGAAAAUACAAAGUCUUCGAGAAAAAGUGAACACGGCGAUGGAAUCAACGAAUCGACAGAGUGAACUGGUCGAAUCCACAAUGAUGAAGGUACGCAGUCUAGAGGAGGAACGCGCAGCUCAAGAAGCUAAAAUACACAAACUCGAAUCUGAACUCACGAGCAGCGAUCUCUCCAGAGAGUCUUUACGCAGAGACAAGCAGACGUUCAUGACCUUUCUGGAUCGAUUGGGUAAGGCGAUGCAAAUGGAUGAGAUCUCUCAGGAGAUCGGACUCGAUCUUCAAACUGAGUCAUUGUUGGUGCGAGCCGAGCAACUAGCCAGAUUGGAGACCGACAAACUAGUCGACAAGUAUUUGUACUCCAGCUACACGAUCUUACCGAGGAUUCGGCGCGAGCGAUCAUUCCACGAGCUUUCCUGUCUCAAAGAAACAUCAGUUGUUUAUCAGUUGCAACGUCGUGUUCGAACCCUACGGGAGCAACUGCAGCGUAGGGACCUGCAUUUGGACCUUCUACGUAGGAAGCUAUCUCUACAAGAGGACAGUGUGAGAAUGAAGUCGCUAUUGCAGAGCGAGCGGGACGAGGCGAAUAUACGCGCAAGAAAGCUGGGAAAACAAGUCGAUCGACUUCAGAUCCAAUUGUCGGACGAAAAAUCGCGGAAUCGGGAGUUGAGCGCACAAUUGACAGAAGCUGCGGAUUAUAAGAUAGCUGCGCUGGAACGCAGCCGGAAAAUAGAGGAGCUUCAAAAACGUCUCGUCGAGAGCGAGAUGUUGAGGACACGUUACAACAGAAAGUUGACGAUGGCGAAGGAACAGAUGAGGACGACCGCGGAGACAGCCGAUCAGGAGAGAUCGAUAAACGACCAUUCCCUACAGCUCCUCCGCGACGAGAUGGCUCAGGUCAAGCAAAAUCUCUCCGAGGUCACGAGGCGAGAAUCCCAGCUUCAGAGCUUCCGCGUCUCCGUGGCGAAGUUAUUGUCAGAGCCAAUCUGUACGCCCGAUUACGAGAUCAUUUCGCGGCUACAGAAAAUGGUCGCGGCUCAUCGAGACUUUACGAUGCUCUCCCGUAGAUACGACGAGCCUUUGGAAACGAGUCCUUCGAGAUGCACCAGCAUUCAUCCAGUCCAUCCGCCGAGAUCGCCCGGUUCACGUUGUACCCGUUACGAGGACAGCGGUUUCGCGGACCCACCUGAUCUCCACGACAUAGACGACGAUUACAACAAAAGGCCAGUGAGAAGCAGCCUUCUUCCGUGACACCGGCCAAAGUUCAAGUUUUAAGUAUUCCCGGAGGACAUUGUACGAUCCCUAUAUUCAAUCCACGUACUAAAUGGUGACCUCAAGUUUCCGAUCUCAUGUAGGUGAAUAACGUCGCGAGUGGGAAAACUAUUCCUCGCACAUGUGUCGUAAAGCGUUGCGUUUAUUUUGCGUAAACGAACGUCUUGUACGAAGAGGACCAUUUUUUUAUCGACCAUCGUCGGUUUAUGAAUUAGACAACAGGCACGCUAUGAGAUCGCUCGCACGUCGAUCGAGCGUUCUCGAUGGCUCGCCCCAGCAUCGAUUCCGAUGGAGUAAGCAUUGAGAAAUAUAACCAUCGAUCCGUGUUAUUACAAGGGAAUGGAAGAGGAAAUCGACUCAACGCGUUCGCAUGAAAUCGCAAUUUCGCACUAAUUAUUAACCGGCAAGCGUGAGAAAUUUACAACGGGUCGUGUGAAAGUGCGAUAAACCGAACGUAUAGAGCAUUGGCUGUCGUGAACGAAAAUCGUCAAAAGUGUUCAGUGAAAAUCACGCGACUUAACUGUCGCGUAGCUAUAUCUUAAGAUAAUUUAUUUGGAAGUAUUUACGAGCUGGCCGUAUGGCGUAGACUUUGAUUUAUACACGCGAAUAAAAUAGCUAUUAUAUACGUCGCUCCCGAAAAAAUCACCUGGAUGUGCCACUUGAAGCAAACAACAUUCAUUAAUGUGUAUCAAGAAUGAAACCGUAUCGAAUAAGACUAGUCAAGUGUGU